CUCCAGAUUCGUGUCCACCGAAAUAUUCGUCUUCCUCAUUCUCUCUCUCCCUCUCAGGGCAUCGGCAACGUCCUUCCCUCUCUCUUAACUGAUCAAUGGCGGCGAGAGGUGGUGCGUUGCUUAAAUACCUCAGAAUGCACGUAACCGCCGUGCCCCAAAGCCCUUCCCCUAACCCUUGUAACGGGAGCAACCUUUUCUCGCUCUCUUUCAGUGCGAUACGCCGCCGCUUCUCCGAGGAGGUCAAGGGCUCUUUCCUUGACAAAUCUGAGGUCGCAGAUCGAGUCGUCACCGUCGUCAAGAACUUCCAGAAAGUUGAACCCUCCAAGGUCACACUAAAUGCCCAUUUCCAGAAUGAUCUCGGGUUAGACAGUCUAGAUACCGUGGAGAUUGUGAUGGCACUUGAAGAAGAGUUUGGAUUUGAAAUCCCUGAUAAUGAAGCAGAUAAGAUCAAUUCCAUUAAUCUUGCUGUUGAUUUCAUCGCUUCUCAUCCUCAGGCAAAGUAGAGCAGCAGUAUGAAGUAUGAGUUUAAAAUUUCCGCUCUUGUUUCCUUCCUGUUCCUCUGGGUUG
Tripterygium wilfordii is the source of this 567-nucleotide messenger RNA. RefSeq names its product acyl carrier protein 2, mitochondrial-like. Gene Ontology annotation, molecular function: acyl binding; acyl carrier activity. The coding region runs from base 96 to 503 and encodes 135 amino acids. The transcript has 2 exons. Lineage: Eukaryota; Viridiplantae; Streptophyta; Magnoliopsida; Celastrales; Celastraceae. Gene Ontology annotation, cellular component: mitochondrion. Gene Ontology annotation, biological process: fatty acid biosynthetic process. The record is from RefSeq and is a predicted model, not a curated record.